Messenger RNA from Trichomycterus rosablanca, 3754 nucleotides. RefSeq names its product splA/ryanodine receptor domain and SOCS box containing 4a (gene spsb4a). The coding region runs from base 338 to 1171 and encodes 277 amino acids. The record is from RefSeq and is a predicted model, not a curated record. Gene Ontology annotation, molecular function: protein binding. Lineage: Eukaryota; Metazoa; Chordata; Actinopteri; Siluriformes; Trichomycteridae. The transcript is spliced from 3 exons. Gene Ontology annotation, cellular component: SCF ubiquitin ligase complex. Gene Ontology annotation, biological process: proteasome-mediated ubiquitin-dependent protein catabolic process.
GACAUCUCAGGGGAGAAGCUUCUUUUUCUCUGGCCUGGGAGAAAGAAAGGAAAGGAGAAAGAAAAGGGAGAGACGGCGCGGUGGACACGUCCAGUCUUGGCUCGGCUUUAAGCGUCCUGGAUCUGUUGCUGUCGGGAUUCUUCAGUUUUUUUUGGGACCGGGACGACAGUGGACCGCCAAGGACGGGACUCCAGAACUGGCAUUUUUAAGGCUGUGUGAGGCUGGCACUCACCGGGCCUGGCCAGAUUCGGCGAAUAUUGACCUCUCACCCCCUGCUUUGAUGAGGUAACCCCAGGCAACAGAUAACCAACCCCGCCCGACAUCCCGCUGAGGAACCAUGGGCCAAAAGAUCUCCGGGAGCAUCAAGUCAGUGGAUGUACGAGGCGAGCCCUCCUACCGGCCUCUUCGGAGGGAGCUCAGGGGCCCGGAUUUCUUUAAACCGGCCCGACUGGACCUGCUGCUGGACAUGCCGCCGGCGUCGGCCGAGCUCCAGCUCCAGCACGCGUGGAACACCGACGACCGCUCGCUCAACAUCUUCAUCAAGGACGACGACAAGCUGACCUUCCACAGGCACCCGGUGGCUCAGAGCACGGACUGCAUCCGGGGCCGCGUCGGCUACACGAGAGGGCUCCACGUCUGGCGCAUACACUGGCCCACCCGGCAGCGCGGGACUCACGCCGUGGUGGGCGUGGCCACGUCCGAGGCGCCUCUGCAUUCGGUGGGAUAUACCUCUCUGGUGGGCAGCGACAACGAGUCCUGGGGCUGGGACCUGGGACGCAACAAGCUUUACCACAACAGCAAAAACAGGCCGGUGGCGGCGGCGGCCACGUACCCGAGCUUCCUGGAGCCCGAGGAGGCGUUCGUGCUCCCGGACACCCUGGUGGUGGUGCUGGAUAUGGACGAGGGGACACUCAGUUUCAUGGUGGACGGACAGUACCUCGGAGUGGCCUUCAGAGGACUUAAGGGGAAAAAGCUGUACCCCAUCGUUAGUGCUGUUUGGGGACACUGUGAGAUCACCAUGCGCUACAUCAACGGCUUGGAUCCUGAACCCCUCCCUCUGAUGGACCUGUGCAGGAGAGCGGCGCGGUUGGCGCUGGGACGGGAGCGGCUGCAGCAGAUCGAGGCGCUGCCUUUACCACAGUCUCUAAAGGAUUACCUCCAGUACCAGUGACGAGGGCCGAUCCACACCAUGCGUAUGAACCCGGAGCCGAGGCCUCCAAGUGCAGCUACUGUACCGCCGAUACCGACGCCCACGACGACGACGCCAGGCCACGAGGAGCGAAUGUUUACACUGGGGCGACACGUGGCUAACGGACCGGGACCGGGACUGGGACUCGAACCUGAACUGAACUGGUUUCUGUUCGUCUGAUUUGUUUCUUUUGAGUUUAAAUUAUUGAUGAUGGACCGGACUGCCUGCAGCACCACCUGCUGGAUGGCGGAGUCUUUCCCUCGAUCUCUCUGUACCGUCAGGAACCGGGUAGCCGUUUUCCACCGACUGUGCUGUAGCUUGUUUCUAGUAUCAGCUAACCAAAGCGCUAAAACACAUGCUACCAUGCUAAACAGUAUUUCAAAUUAGCACAUUUCACUACAUCUAGUAGCAUGUUGUUUGUAUUAUUACAUAGAUACAGGAUAUAGAGGUCAGGUUAAGAGAUACACUGUAUUGCCAAAAGUAUUCGCUCGUCUGCCUUCACACACGUGAACUUGAGUGACUCCCAUUCUUAAUCCAUAGGGUUUAACAUGAUGUCGCCACCCUUUGCAGCUAUAACAGCUUCAACUCUUCUGUGUUUAUGGGAAUUUUUGACCGUUCUUCCAGAAGCGCAUUUGUGAGGUCAGACACUGAUGGCUCACAGUCUCCGCUCUAAUUCAUCCCAAAGGUGUUCUACCGGGUUGCAGGCCAGUCAAACUCGCUCAUUUACGUCUUUAUGGACCUCGUGCUUUGUGCACUGGUGAGCAGUCAUGUUGGUACAGGAAGGGGCCAUCCCCAAACUGUUCCCACAAAUUUGGGAGCAUGAAAUUGUCCAGAAUCUCUUGGUAUGCUGAAGCAUUAAGAGUUCCUCUCAAUGGAACUAAGAGUAUAUUUUGUAUAUAUAUGUAUUUUACUCCUGAAAUACACCCCCACACCAUAAUCCCCCUCCACCACACUUUACACUCGGCACAAUGCAGUCAGACAGGUACCGUUCUCCUGGCAACCGCCAAACCCAGACUCGUCCAUCAGAUCUCCAGACGGAGAAGCGUGAUUCGUCACUCCAGAGAACACGUCUCCACUGCUCUAGAGUCCAGUGGCGGUGUGCUUUACACCACCGCAUCCGGUGAUAUAUGGCUCGGGUGCAGCUGCUCGGCCAUGGAAACCCAUUCCAUGAAGCUCUACACACUGUUCUUGAGCUAAUCUGAAGGCCACAUGAAGUUUGGAGGUCUGUAGUGAUUCACCUCUGUGCACUAUGCGCCUCAGCAUCCGCUCACUGCAUCCGAUGAUUGGAACACCUGAAUUCAAUGAUUUGGAUGGGUGUGUGAAUACUUCUGGCAAUAUAGUGUAGCUAGCAUUUUGUUAGCUUUAGCAUUGGCAAUGCAGAUCUUUGCAACGGCCAGUAAUUCUAAAACUGUGGCUGCUUUGUUAGCAUAAGCAGCAGCUCCUGAUUACUCAGACUUUGACAGUCUGUAUAUGGAUAGAGUAUGUAGCUAAGGUUCUGUUAGCAUCAGGAUAGCAGUGUUACAAUCAAAUAUCAUAAAGAAAUAAAGUCUUCGAAAUUAGCAAAAAUAAUAUUUUGUUAGCAUUAGCAUUAGCACUGCAGCAUUAGGAUAGCAUUGUUACAAUCAAACAUCAUAAAAUGACUUCACUACUAAUGGUGUCAUAUCAAAUCUGACCUUCUCUUAGCAUUAGCAUGACUUUUGUAGUACAGAUUAAGUGUAAGACAUUUUGCAUUAGCAUUAGCAUUAGCAUUGUGAAGGCUGCACCCUGAGGCACACGCUUCCGUGCUAACUAGUAUGUAAAAUGAGCGCACGUCACUAAUCGUGGUAUUGUUUUUCAUACUAUGUAGCGUGCAUGUGAUGCACAGCCAAACCUGCAUUAGCAUUAGCACCGUAGCUCCUGAUUAGAUUGUUGCGUUUGCGCUCACGGCGGCUCACAGUUCCAGACCUGUAGCAUUUCUCGUGCUGGAACCGUGCCGAUCCUGCUGGUGGAAACGUGCGGAGUGGUCCCGGAUUAGGUACCAGCGCUGCGUCGGUGGAAAACGUCUGCCAACUUCAAACAAUUCUGGGACGCCAGGGCAUCCAGGGAUGCUAACGGGAGCUCGGCAGCACGGUUUGACAUUCCAGGAGGAAGCCAGACUCAGGAGACUCAGGAGACUCGCAGGUCUGCAGGUCGCACACAUGCAAAAAAAGGCGAUCGCGACACGAAUGAGGAUCCUGAUGCAUAAUAAAUCAACAGUCCACUGAGCGCUGUAAGAAUCAGAAUUGUUUUUUAAUUCCCGCGUGUUUGUUUGUUUAUUUGAAUGUUAGUGUGAAUUUUUAUUUGAUGGUUUUAAUGAUGAGUUUUAUUUAUCUGGGGCGACUUCGUUUUUAUUGUAUAUGGCGUGCUGACUGGCACAUGGGCACCGACCACCUCGAUAAAUCAUCCAGAAUGGCUUUUUAUUUGAAACCAGAAUGCUGCUUUAAUUAUUAUUAUUGUUAUUAUUAUUAUUAUUAUUGAUGAGAUGUGAGGUGGUGAAGUAAAAAGAAUGUCUGAAAUGUGAAUAAAAACCAAAUGGAUGAUCACAAA